GCUCAGCUGGCGCUGGCUGCAUAUUCUCGGUUUUUGGUUUAUAAAAUUCUAAAACUGUUUUCCUCAUUAAAACUUGGUCAAAAACACUGUGUUGUGCGUGGGGAGAGAGGGAAAUUUAAUAAAUUGACAAUAAAGUGCGGUUUAGCAUGUGCGCCAGCCUCGUUGUCGGCCGCCGCCUUUGAAACAAAGAUGCCUGCUGGCCGCUGGCAUUGCGAAAUACAACUACAACUACAACGUAGAGACAUAACAAACCCGAAAAUCCGCAGAAGCAAAGAAUAAUCAAUUAAAAACUCACUCUCCGGCAGUGUUUCAGGCGUACGGCAGUGGUGGCCAACGCGCAGAGGCUCCUCUAACCUGUUGGCGAGGCCAGAAGGAAAAGUUGCGUGAACAGCUGCAGGUCCGUUGCGUGGGACGCGCCGUGUUGCGGCACGCCAGCUGCGCUGCUUUUGGCAAGAGACAAUGGAAAUGCGAGAGGUAUUGAGUCGGGAGGGGCGAGAGGCGAAGAAUCUGCUCGUCUACCAGUUUUGCGACGAGACAUCCACUAAUUCGUUGGCCAGCGGAGGCGGAGGCGGAACGGGUGCUGGCGGCGACACCACAACAAGCGGAGGCGUCAUUAUGAACGGUGACUGCUACCGCAAGCCACCGAUGGCCCCGCCCAAAUCCCCCCUGGGCACGCCCAAGAGUUGUCAGUCGCCCACAUCGCCCUCGGUGCGUAUCAAGUCCGCGGAGCACAAUGUCUCGGGUCCACGCGUGCGCAGCGCCUCCACGGGGCGUGACAAAAAGUCCGAGCUGCAGGCACGCUACUGGGCAUUGCUUUUCGGCAACCUGCAGCGAGCUGUGAACGAGAUCUACCAGACUGUCGAGUGCUACGAGAAUAUAUCCAGCUGCCAAGAGACAAUCCUAGUGCUGGAGAACUAUGUGCGGGAUUUCAAGGCACUCAGCGAGUGGUUCAAGGUGUCGUGGGACUAUGAGUCGCGUCCGCUGCAGCAGCGGCCCCACAGCCUGGCCUGGGAGGUGCGCAAGAGCAAUCCCACGCCGCGAGUGCGCACCAAGAGCCUCUGCAGUCCCAAUAACUCGGGAAAGUCGAGUCCCGCUCUGUUUGGCGGCUGCCAGUCGGGCAAGACGUCGCCCUGCUACGAUGGCCAGGUGUCGCCCAAGAAGCUGCUGCGUGCCUACGAUCAAAUGCCGCGAGGUGCCAUGCGUCUGAAUGUUCGCGAGUUGUUUGCCAGCAACAAGCGUGCGACACAAGGGUCGGCGCAGUCCGAUCCCAUGGAGACGCCAGCGGAGGGACCUCUAGAUUUGAGUGGCGACAAAGGAUAUUUGCAGCUAAACACUCAAUACUCACAGACGGACUUGGAGGAUCCGCAUCUCACGCUGGCCGAUGUGCGCGAAAAGAUGCGGCAGGAGGCAGAGCAGCGUGAGGCAGCGGAACGUGAAGCGGCGGCAGCCAAAGCAGAGGCAGAAGCAGCUGAAUUAGAAGAAGUGAACGCUGCUGAGAACGAAGAAACAGCCGCCGCUGAAGUUGAAGAAGCAGCCACUAAAGACCAAGCCAUUCCAGCAGCAACUGUAGAGACAGAAACGAAAUCAGAACCAGAAACAGUGACAGUCGAGCCAACAACGGAGAGCACUGCGGAGGAGGCUCUGCCACAGCCGCCGCCCAAAGUGCAGGCGGAACCCACAGCUCUGCAGAUGACUGUCGCCUCGCUGGAGCUCAUGGAGAAUGCACUCCUCGCCGAGCAGGCCAACAAAGAGCCCACACCGCCCAGCACAGUGGUGAAGCCAGUGGCGGAUUUGUUCAAGAAACCACAGCCGACGGGGGCAGCCGUUAGCGGUGUCCAGAACAGUCCCCUGAAGUACUCCAGUGUGCUGAAUCGUCCGGUGAAGAAGGGCAUGAGUGCGCCGGCAGCUGCCAAGACUGCUGCGGCGCCUGUGAAACACACAAAAGCAGCUCCUUCGGCUGCUCCCACUGUCGCUCCCGCUGCCGGUUUAAAUGGCAUUCGUCGGGGAGUUAAAGCAGCUCCGAUUGCUGCCAAAACUGCUCGCUCCACAGUGCAGCCACCUCCGCGACCUUCGAGCAAAACUGAAUGCUAUGGUCCGCCCAACAAUGUGGCCUCUCGACUGUCGGCACGUUCCCGCACUAUGCUGGAAAUGAAUGGCAAGGCCAACGGCAGCCAGCAGGUGGGUGCGCCGCUCUCCAAGGCGCUGCCCAAGCGUUCGAGCACCACACUGAUACCGCCACAGCGACGAAAUGCGGGCAGCUCGAAGGUGAGCAGCCGCGAGGACAUAGGCAGCUCCACGUCCACCCUGAAGGCCAGCAAUGAGCAGCUCAGCAGCUCGCGGAGCACACUGAAGCUGGAGGAUAGACAUUCCGAGCCCAAGCAGCUGCAGCAGAAAGCAGACGCCAACGAUGGCUGGCUGACGGUGAAGAAUCGCCGAAGGAGCAGCAUGCACUGGGCGAAUCGAUUCAAUCAGCCCACGGGCUAUGCGAGUCUGCCCACGCUGGCGCUGCUCAACGAGCAGCAACGCGAGAAGGAGGACAAGGAGAAGCAGCAGCAACAGCAGCAACAAAGGGCAAAAGCAAGCAAAACCAUUCCGCAAACAGCAAAGACAACAACAGCCAGCACAGAGGCAGCCAAAGGCAAGGCAGCAGCAACGGCCAAAACGGGGAUGGCAGCAGCACGACCAGAGAUCAAGAAUGCCAAAGCGAAAGUCAACUCUUUUCCGCCACUGAAAGCGAACACAAGGAAACAGCAGGAGAAACAGCAAGAGAAACCCGCCGCCUCUGCGUGUGGUGCACGCAGCAGUCUGCCGGCCACAGCCAACGUCUAUGCGGCCACACGAGCUUCCACGAUCAAAAGACAGAAAUCAGAUCUGACGGGUCUGAAGAUGACAUCGCUGCACAAGGAGUACAUGCGCAGCGAGAAGAAUGCGCUGAGAAAGCAGCAGCAAAAGGAGUACGAUCAGGAUAAUGGAUCCACCACAUCGAUCGAGACUGUCGUGGAAUUCUCCACCGAUGAACAUCAGAAAAUUGACAUUAAAAUUCAAACAAAUUGCGAAUUCUCCAAGACCAUUGGCGAGCUGUACGUGAGCGUGCGUGAGCAGUCCAAAGUGGAGGCUGCCAACACGCUGAGUGCCUGCGAUGAGAACGAUGAGCAGAACACCGACGACAACGAGGAGGAGCGCGAUGAGCGCAUACUCGUGGAGGAGCAGGAGUCGCUGGAGCGGCAGAUCCGUGAACUGGAGCAAACGGAGAUCGAUGUGGACACGGAAACGGAUGAGACGGACUGCGAGGUGCAGCUGGAUCUGGAGCAGGAGGAUCUCUUGGGCGGCGACGAUGCCGCUGUCUUUGUAACCAUGAGCGACGAUGAGAAUGCCAGUCUGGAGCUGCGCUAUCAGGCGUUGCUGUCCGACAUGUCGUGGAAUGAGCGGGAGGAGGCUUUGGCCACGCUGCAGGCCUAUGUGGCGCGUCAUCCAGGCCGUGCACAAGAGCUACAUCAGAAGCUAUCGUCGCCCUCGCGUCGUCGCUCGUUGCAGGAGACGCUCAAAAAGUAUCAGGCCAAGCAGGCACGCGCACACCAAAAGCGGGUUGUGCUGCAGCAGGAGAAGGCGGCCAAGCUGCAGCAGCUGUUCGAUCGUGUGGAGGAUGUUAAGGCGGCCAAGAAGCAGCUGAUCGAGGACAAGCGGCUGAAGAUGCAGGGCCGCCUGCAGCGCGCAGCCGAGAAUCGGGAGAACUAUCUGAAGCAAAUCAUUGUCAAGGCACACGACGAGGACAAGAAGCUGAAGGAGAUCAACUUUAUCAAGAACAUGGAGGCCCAAAACAAGCGCCUGGACAUGCUCGAGUCCUCCAAGGAGAUCGAGGGCAGACUCCAAGAGCUCGAACAGGAACGCCAGAAGCGUGUGGAGGAGAAGCUCGCGAAAGAGGCGGCCGUCGAGCGACGUCGCCAGGCGCUGGAAAAGGAGCGACUGCUGAAGCUCGAGAAGAUGAACGAAACGCGACUGGAGAAGGAGCAGCGCAUUGGCAAAAUGCAGGAGCAAAAGGAGCGACAGCGACAGGCGCUGGCCCGCGAAAAGGCACGCGAUCGGGAGGAGCGUCUGCUGGCGCUUCAGGUGCAGCAGCAGCAGACCACCGAGGAGUUGCAGCGGAAGAUACAACAGAAACAGGUGGAGUCGGCACGCCGGCACGAGGAGAACAUCGAACACAUACGCCAGCGUGCCCUCGAGCUGACCAUGCCCACGCGGCAGCCAGAGGAUGGGCGUGGCGACCAGGAGGACACGGAUGAGACGCUCAACAAUACCAGCAAUACGGAGGAUGGGGAUAUGUCCUCAACGCGCUCGGAUGUGGGCGGAACGGGCGGACAUUCACGCAGCUACAAGAAGAAAAUGAAAAAGUUGAAGCAAAGAAUGAGUCAGAGUGCCGCUGAAUAUUUGGAGGGCGUGGAACCCACACCCGCCUAUGUGAAGCGCGACAGCACAGUGCCAAAGCUGCUGAAUAUGAUCAUCAAGGGCGGUGGACCUCAGGGCAUGGAGCGAACCUUGGGCAACCUGCUGCGGGUGCUGCCCAAGGCACAGACAUGCGAUUUCCUCGCCUUCCUCUGCAUGGAUGCCCUGGGCAUAUUGACCAAUCAUGUGAUUACCGAAGGCCUCAAACAGCAAACAGAAGUCUCCAUCAAAUCCGUUUAUUUGGCGGUGCAGCUGUACAGGAAUGCCUGCUCCUUGUGUCCCCAGAUAGCACGUCACGCUCUGCUGGGCAACUCCAUAGCCGCUCUCCUCGAUGCCAUCUACAAGAGCCUGCAGUUUCCCGAAGAAAAAUCACCACAACAUCCGGUCGAGUUAUCCACCGAGCUAAUGAUGGCCUGCACGGAGGCGCUCUCCUCGAACUACAUGAAGAAGGACACCCACCCCAAAGUGCCGGAACGCCUACCGGACCUCAUCAACUACGCAGUCAUCACAGGCCUCAUCGAUAUCCUGUCGCGUCGCAAUCAAAAGGUGCGUGAGUCCAUCGAACAGAAUCACGGCGUAAUGCUCAAUCUGUUGACUUCGAUCGGCUUCAUCAGUCGUUUCAUUGAUUUCUGUCAGCCGGGUCCUGCCGAUCCGACACGUCUGCUGAGUGCGGCCAAGAGCACGGAGCUCUUUGGAACUGUGACCAUGCUCAGCGGCAGCAUCGUGCCAAUUGGUGAUUGCAUUCCACCGCGCACGACCGCCCUGGCGGCAGCUACGUUUAAUCUUUACGUGUCCCUGGCCGCAGUGGAUGUGAACACUUUUCAGGAGGCUCUGUCGGUGGAGGGUCCUUUGUCGUUGAAGCUGCUCGAUGUGAUGAUGAUAAUAUUGGACAAUAGUGUUACAAACACUCCCUGGUCCAAGACCAGCGAGCGGGCAACAAUGCUAAUUGAUUUGAUUGCCUCGUUGGCCUUCUUUGUCGUAAACAAUCGACGGCAUCAGGACUUGCUGAUCUCCGAGCCGUAUGCCCACAUCUUUAAGAAUCUGGCGAAGCUCUCGACGGAUUUUAACCCGGUGAUUUAUCCAUUUUUGGUCACUGCCAUUUUUAAUAAUUCAGCAGCGAGAGAGCUCAUAGGCAAGGAAUUUGAUUUGCAAUUUGUGGAUGAGUACAGCAGAUCGGAUGUGGCGCAGCGCAAUCGCUUGAUCAAGCUUAUACACAGUCGGAACAAGGAGCGAGUCAGUAAUAAUCCUGUGCUGGGCUACAGCAAUCCACAACUGCCGUUCAAAGGAGGUUAAGUCUGUGCCCUCGUCGCUCCCACUCCCACUCCCAAACACACACACACACGCUAUAUCCAUAUAUAGAGACUAUCCUUACUCAUUCUCAAGCAUUGCCCAUGGGAGCAACGUGAUAUUAUUUUCAUAGAAAAUGAAAAACGAAAAACAAA
Drosophila subobscura is the source of this 5882-nucleotide messenger RNA. It is a transcript of the gene ssp3, whose product is annotated as S phase cyclin A-associated protein in the endoplasmic reticulum. The record is from RefSeq and is a predicted model, not a curated record. Bases 460 to 5733 code for a protein of 1757 amino acids. The transcript has 11 exons. Lineage: Eukaryota; Metazoa; Arthropoda; Insecta; Diptera; Drosophilidae.